GCUCUCUUCACUCACACUCCUCCGGACCUGUGGCUUCUGAGCCCACAGCUGGUGUCUUGAUUUCUUGGUGCAUCGGGUUUGGUAACUCCCGGACGGGUAAACUCCCUCUCACCAAACCAUAAUUCUGUGUGACUGUUUGUUGUUGUGCCUGGAGUCACUGUUUGAAGAAGAGAAACCGGGAUGAGUCUGAUGAGUGGUGUUGUGGUGUGCCUCGCUGUGUUUGGGGCUGUGAGGCUCUGCAGCGUGUUGGCAGGGCUCAGGCUCUGCCUGGUCUGGAGAGCUUCCUGGAAGUUCGUGCAUGUCGCUCUGUGCACCAUCAAAAGAGACCUCAUGUGUCUGGCUGUUAUCCUGCGAGUGAGGUUCUCCAUGUACCGUAACCUGCGAAAUAGAAGCACCAUUCCUGCCCUGUUUGCCCAGGUGGUGGCAAAGCACCCAGACAAACCUGCUUUGAUCUAUGAGGCUACAGGAGAGGUUUGGAGUUUCAGGGAGCUGCAGGAGCGCUGCCAUGCUGUGGCUCACUGGGUGCUGGCGCAGGGAUGGGCUGAGGGAGAUGUGGUGGCCUUGUACAUGGAGAACCAGCCUCUGGUUGUGGCUCUGUGGUUGGGUCUGGCUGUGGUCGGCGUAGAGGCUGCGCUCAUCAACAACAACCUUCGACAGCAAUCACUGCUGCACUGUGUCAGUGUGUGUGGAGCUCGUGCAAUGGUGUUCGGGACAGAGAUGAGAGGAGCGGUGUCAGAGGUGAGCGGCUCUCUGCAGCCCGACAUGGCUUUGUUCAGCAGCGGCGAGCGGGACGAGGAGGAGGAGCUGUGCGGCCUCCGAGUUCAGAGGCUGGAGACCCUGCUGGACCGUUCGCCCAAACACCCACCACACUACACACCCAGGAAGGCAUUCAACGAUAGACUUUUCUACAUCUACACCUCUGGCACAACAGGAAUGCCAAAGGCAGCUGUCGUGGUGCACAGUCGGUAUUAUCGCAUCGCCUCCUUUGGUUUCCACUCCUUUGGCCUUUGUCAUGACGACAUCAUGUACAACUGCCUGCCUUUGUAUCAUUCUGCAGGUACCAUCAUGGGUGUAGGCCAGUGUUUGCUCUUUGGUUUGACUGUUGUGGUCAGGAGAAAGUUCUCAGCCAGUCGUUUCUGGGAUGAUUGUGUCAAACACAACUGCACUGUAAUUCUGUACAUAGGUGAGAUUUGCCGUUACCUGUUGGCCCAGCCAGUCUGUUCAUCUGAGGCCCAUCACCAGGUGCGCGUUGCUGUUGGUAACGGCCUCCGUCCCUCUGUGUGGGAAGAGUUUGUCCGGAGAUUCAGAAUACGACGAGUUGGGGAAUUUUAUGGCGCCACCGAAUGCAACUGCAGCCUUAUCAACAUAGAUGGAAAGGUGGGGGCAUGUGGCUUCAACAGUCGCAUACUGCCCAGCUUUUACCCCAUCAGACUGGUAAGGGUGCAGGAGAAGAACGGAGAGCUGCUCAGGGAUUCACAGGGACUCUGUGCACCCUGUCUGCCUGGUGAGCCAGGUAUGUUAGUGGGACGCAUCAACCACACUGAUCCGCUCAGGAGAUUCGAUGGCUACGUUGAUCAGGACUCCACCAAUCGGAAAAUAGCUCACAAUGUUUUCAAGAUGGGAGACUCUGCUUAUGUCUCAGGUGACGUGCUGGUGAUGGAUGAAUAUGGCUACAUUUAUUUUAGGGACCGCAUCGGCGACACGUUUCGCUGGCGAGGGGAGAACGUUUCCACCACAGAGGUGGAAGGAGUCCUCAGUGGCCUCCUGGGACACACAGAUGUCGCCGUCUAUGGAGUUUCUGUACCAGGUGUGGAGGGAAAGGCUGGCAUGGCAGCAGUAGCUCACACAGGAGGCCAGUUUGACCUGGAUGCGUUCUUGAUUGCUGUCCAGAAAGCGCUGCCUUCCUACGCACGCCCCGUCUUCCUCCGACUCAUGCCGUCUGUUGACACUACAGGUACCUUCAAAAUCCAGAAGACGCGUCUGCAGAGGGAAGGAUACAAGCCACAAGGCUCGAGUGAAAAGAUUUAUUUCCUGGAUGGUCGUGCCGGGCGUUAUGAGGCUGUCACUGAUGAGCUAUAUAGUGCCAUCAUGGAGGGGAGAGUGUGUCUAUGAGACAGGAGGAGGCUGAGAAGACACAGACUGCUGAAGAGGAUAGUGUGUAUAUUUCAAAGGGGAAAACAUUGCUGUUUUUUGCAAUUAAAUAGACUCAUUUAAAUAUUUCUUCAACCAAAUUUAAUGCAUUUUUUUCAUUUAUGUUACAUUUUGUCAAUGUUUUUCCAUACCUGUUUUAUAUAUUUUUAAUAAAAGAUAAAAGC
Messenger RNA from Chelmon rostratus (copperband butterflyfish), 2315 nucleotides. RefSeq names its product long-chain fatty acid transport protein 1-like. Gene Ontology annotation, molecular function: long-chain fatty acid transmembrane transporter activity; fatty acid transmembrane transporter activity; long-chain fatty acid-CoA ligase activity. The transcript is spliced from 13 exons. Gene Ontology annotation, cellular component: mitochondrial inner membrane; plasma membrane. Lineage: Eukaryota; Metazoa; Chordata; Actinopteri; Chaetodontiformes; Chaetodontidae. The record is from RefSeq and is a predicted model, not a curated record. Bases 181 to 2112 code for a protein of 643 amino acids. Gene Ontology annotation, biological process: phosphatidic acid biosynthetic process; cardiolipin biosynthetic process; phosphatidylserine biosynthetic process.